AUGUCUUGGGCGGAUCUCGUUAACAAUAAUUUGGUCGGCUCUGGUAAUGUCAGCAAAGCAGCUAUAUGUGGCUUUGAUGGUUCCAUUUGGGGCAAAAGCGACAACUUCAAGAUCACAACGGAGGAAGCGGCUGCUGCCGGCCGAGGUUUUGCAAACAAGGAUGGCUUAUUAGGCACCGGUUUGAAAUUCGAAGGAGAGAAGUACUUUGUGUUAAAUGCCGACGAUGAUCGAGUAAUUGGCAAGAAAGGGUCACAAGGUUUCUUUAUCUACAAAACGGGACAAGCUGUCAUCAUCUCAAUCUACGAAGGCGGUGUUCAGCCAGAAGCGUGUAGCAAAACUACCGGAGCUCUCGCCGAUUAUUUCAAAAGCAUUAAUUAUUGA
Haemonchus placei is the source of this 381-nucleotide messenger RNA. Lineage: Eukaryota; Metazoa; Nematoda; Chromadorea; Rhabditida; Trichostrongylidae. The record is from the annotation of a GenBank genome assembly.